Molecule: messenger RNA, 516 nt
Organism: Triticum turgidum subsp. durum (durum wheat)
Lineage: Eukaryota; Viridiplantae; Streptophyta; Magnoliopsida; Poales; Poaceae
Source: the annotation of a GenBank genome assembly
AUGGGAGGAAGCAGCAAGAAACGUGUUUUGUCACUGGUUUGCGUUUCAGGUGGGCAGCGCGGCGAGGGCGACGCGGAGAACCCGGCGGCGGAGGGGGGCAGCGCGCUGCCGAUGGCCAACGUCGUGCGCCUGAUGAGGCGGGUGCUGCCGUCGAACGUCAAGAUCGCCGAGACCGCGAAGCAGCUCACCCACGACUGCGCGGUCGAGUUCGUCGGCUUCGUCGGCGGCGAGGCGUCCGAGCGGGCCAGGUCGGAGCACCGCCGCACCGUCGCGCCGGAGGACUUCACCUGGUCCUGCCAGAGCCUCGGGCUCGACAGCUACGUCCAGCCCAUGCAGACCUACCUCCAAGGCUACCGCGAGUACGACAUCGCCCGUGGCAGGAGCAGCCGCGGGGCGCGCCCUCCUGCGCCGCCGGCGAUAGCAUCGUUCCUGCCGCCUGGACAGCCAGUGACGGUCACCGAAGAGGAGCUGGAGUUCCUGCGGUCGGUGGUCCCUCCGCCGCCGGAAGGAUAUUAG